Molecule: messenger RNA, 4275 nt
Organism: Patella vulgata (common limpet)
Lineage: Eukaryota; Metazoa; Mollusca; Gastropoda; Patellidae
Product: noggin-2
Exons: 2
Coding region: 212-988 (258 amino acids)
Biological process (GO): dorsal/ventral pattern formation; osteoblast differentiation; negative regulation of cell differentiation
Source: RefSeq, a predicted model, not a curated record
UAUAUGUGUAUAUAUGUGUAGAUUACAUACAUAUAUAAGUGUUAAGCUGAAGGAUACGAUAGUGAUGUUAGGUUUGUCGAGCAAGUUAGUGUCCAUGCAUGAUGUGAUGUGAAUUAACUAGAAGGUUUUGACAAUUUCUCGUGAUUAACAAUGCUACACAAGUUAUCUAACAUAGGAAUUUUAAUGAGGAAUUAUUAAAAAAGAAGCCAGGAUGAAACCACACGACGCAAAUAGUACCCUUGUUUCUUUGUUAAUGGGUGUGCAGUUUAUACAGACAGCGUUGGGACGAUUUCCACCAUUUUUUCAGACGGCUCCAAGAAUAGUGCCAGUACAGUCUCCACUUCCAGACAGACUAUUUGAACUUCCAACGUCACCGCGAUACACGAAAUUUCUUCCGAAGAAGAAAAACCUUAAAACAAGGAAAUUGAUAAAACGUCUUGGACAUGCCUUUAAUCCCGAAUGGAUGUCCAUAGACCAACCUGUACAUAUUCACGAAGUAGUUUCCGAUGAAGUUGAUAUUAAAUUAGUAUCCGAAGCACGCCAUGUUAAUUUCUCCAUGUCCGGAUCGGACGGGAAGCGCCAGAAUAUCAGUGGAUCUAUGCUCGCGGCUUUUCAAGAAUGGUUAGUACAGCGUGGUUCCUGUCCAGUUCACUUUGUUUGGGAGGAUCUUGGUAUUAACUUUUGGCCGCGAUGGGUAAAACGGGGCUUCUGUGUGGAUGAACAGUCCUGCUCAUGGCCGCCAGGAAUGCAUUGUUUGCCCGCGGAAAAUAGGCGAAUACGUCUGCUAAGAUGGCAAUGUCAACCACGCGGUGCGAAAUUUAAAGGAGGACGUUACGUGGGUAAAAAGGGGGAUGAUGACGUCGAUUCUAACGCCACCGAGAACUGGCCCAAAAUAACCCACAAACAGAGACGAAAAAGAUAUGGCAUGAAGUGUAAAUGGAUAAAAAUUCCCUACCCUAUAACUGACGAGUGUUUCUGUUCGUGUUGAGGGUAUGACGACUGGUAUAAUCGUGAACAACUCGAUGAUAUAGGGUAUGAAGACUCGUAUAAUCGUGAACAAACUAGAUGAUAAUUGACGCUUGAAAGAGACUCGAGCUUAAAUCAGUAAUAUUAUGUAUUAUGAAAUUGGAAUGUUUGUGUACGCUGGCUCCACUUCGUUGUUUCAAACAACGGAUAUAUUGAUAUUUCUAAUAUUAUGAUAUUUUGGCAUUUAGUGAGUUCUAAUUGAGCCCGAAGCCAUUAGACAGCGGUUUCAAAAUACUGAUAUAGCUUUAACAGUGCUUAUGUUGAUAUGAAUAGAACAUUCUGUGGAAUGUGAGAUCUUUAGAACUAAGUUACUAUAUUCACAACAUUGUGUUCAAUAAUAAGUGAUCGUACAAACAUUUAUUUAAUACAUACUUAUAGCGAAACAAAUGUUUUUUUUUCAGAAUUUUCAAAACAUCCAUUAAACCUCUUUGAUUUAGAUAAAAAUGUUGUACUGAACUAAAUUGGUCCGAUCUCUUAUUUCAAUUAGUGAUGGGUGCAGCACAAUUCAUAUGGGUGUGAUUUUUGCCUUACUGUGUCGACAGUGGAACAUAAAAGCCAUUAUAUCUCAACACGGGGCUUUAUCCACAGAUGGUUAUAUCUAUAUCACAACACAGGGUUUUAUCUAGAGACUUUAAAUUUUCAAUGAAGACGGGUUGUCAUCCUACAAUAUACACAGAAAAUCUAAUUAAAUCGAAAAUUUCAUUUUCUAUCCAAAUCAAAGAGGUUUACAUAUUGUUUUCAUAUUAUGAUAUACUAUAGAGACGUUAAUAUAUAAUAUAGAAACGUUUUCAUGUUAUAGUUUUAUAACAUAAUAUAGAGACGUGUUCAUAUUAUGGUUUAUAAGAUAUAAGGCCGUUUUCAUGUUAUAGUUUAUAACAGAUAAAACAGAGACGUUUGUAUGCUAUAACAUAUGAUAUAGAGACGUUUUCGUGUUAUAGUUUAUAACCUAUAAUAUAGAGUCGUUUCCAUGUUAUAGUUUAUAACAUAUAAUACAGAGACGUUUUCAUGUUAUAGUUCAUAACAUAUGAUAUAGAGACGUUUUCGUGUUAUAGUUUAUAACCUAUAGUUAUAGUUUAUAACAUAUAAUAUAGAGAUGUUUUCAUGUUAUAGUUCAUAAGAUAUAAUAUAGAGACGUUUUCAUGUUAUAGCUUAUAACAUAUAAUAGAGACGUUUUCAUGUUAUAGCUUAUAACAUAUAAUAUAGAAACAUUUUCAUCUUAUAGUUUAUAACAUAUAAUAUAGAGUCGUUUCCAUGUUAUAGUUUGUAACAUAUAAUAUAGAGACGUUUGCAUAUUAUGGUUUAUAACAUAUAUGUACAGUGGCGGCGCCAGCCGUCGGUGAUUGGAGGGGCAAAGCUGGGGCAAAGUACAAGGUUAAGGGUCCAGAGGCACGAGCUACAACUAGGGGUAAGGGGGCUUCCCCAGAAAAUUUUGAAAAAUAGGUUGCCGGAAAUGCAGCCUGGCAGUAUUUCAGGCACUGAUCGAUGAGGUAAAGUGUCAAACGAACGGACUUGCGAAUCACGACGAAGCCUACUCACGAGCGUCAAAGUAGGGAGUCCUGCCCCAGAAAAUUUUGAAAAAUAGACUGUCGGAAAUGCUCUACAACAUGCAAGUUUAUGACUGAGUGGGGAUGUGGGAUUUAUUCACCGUAGAAGGUAUGGAUUACCGAAACGUAUCACAAAUAUUUUUUUUUAUUUUCUAAAAUUAUUGGGGGGGGGGGGCAAACAGAGGGCAGACCAGAUUAAUGGGGGCAAAUGCCCCCCUUGCCCCCCCCCCUGGCGCCGCCACUGUAUAUGUAUAAUAUAGGUAUGGUAGCUCUGGGCACUCGGACCAACAGGUUUACUCCAGGCCUCAUAGCGGCCUCAUAGCUUGAUUCACCUUUCAGACACCCGACUCAUAGACCAUUAUUCUCUUCGGAAUUUGGCCAUUAUAUAUUUCAGUGAAUUCAAAGAUGAAUUUUAUUUAUUUUGAUCUGGUCCCUCAGAUCCUCUGACUGCCCGAGACCGAGUCCGCCACUGAAUAUAAUAAAGUUUUCAUAAAACAUACUGGAUGUAUGAUUAACAUGUUAUUAUAAAAUAUAUAAACUAUUUUGAUGGUGAUGUAAAUAAUAUUAAUACUAUACUUAAUACAAAGACAAGGUGAUAAUUACACGCUUAUGGCAUAUAACAGGCCCACUUAUGAUAAUAUUAUCUCGAUAGUAAUACUCAAAUAUACGCACACAAAAUCUUAAUAACGACUUUAAAUUUAAUAUUAUAUUUUGUAAUUGCAUGGUGUUUACGUCUUCUUUUUAAAUGUGGCGCCGUGGCCAAGAGACAAGAUAAUUUCACACACUGAAUUUUACAUGAUCAUCUUUUACCACGCGGUUACUUAAGAAACACAGAUCUACAUUUCGCUCCAUGAACGGUAAUUCCCUGCUUCGAUUUAUAUGAUGUCUGCGCAAACUCAGACUGCGCAAGUUAGUUUUAAUCUGGACAUCGUCUACAAGCAAAAAAUAUUAGAAAUGAAUGAAUGAAUGAAUGAAUGCACACUCAGAUUGCGCAAGUUAGUUAAUCUGGACGUCGUCUACAAGCAAACAAAUAUUAGAAAUGAAUGAAUGAAUAAAUGCGCAGACUCAGAUUGCGUAAGUUGGUUAAUCUGGACGUUUUCUACAAACAAGAAAUAUUAGAAAUGAAUAAAUGAAUGAAUGAAUGACAAUUAACGUCUUACUUUUCUGCCCCUAAUGAGGACGUGUCUACAUUUUUCGGUACUUUCCCCUUUUUCACUCGCUCUUGGUUCCAGCACUCUUCGCCAUAGUUCUAUAUGACGUCAUUUCUGUUUCCUUAGAGAUUAUUUUUAAAUGUCUUAUUUAUUACCUUGAAGAAGAAGAGGGUCCAUCUUCGAAACGUUAGUCUAAUAGUAUCUGACGAUGAAAACAGUGUUAGUGUCGCUCUUGUUUAUUCACUUCCAUAUAUAUUAGAAAUGUGAAAAGCUUUCAAUAAAAAACAAAGUUUUUCAAAAAUCAUCUACAAGAAUCAACCUGUAGUUAGUUUUCAGUUAAACCAGUUUUUAUAUAAUAUAAAAACACUAAACUGUUGUAGAAAUUGUAAAAUAAUUAUUUCGUUCCGUUUGUGUUAUAAUUUCUCGUCGUAAAUUUGUUUAAAUAAACGUUAUAGUAAUGUUGCUGUAUAUGACAACAGUCAAUGACUUGUAUUAAGCCAUGAAUGUAGAUAUUGUUUUUGUUUUAUCAGAUUAUUAAAUCAGAUAAAAUAAUA